Molecule: messenger RNA, 3820 nt
Organism: Cyclopterus lumpus (lumpfish)
Lineage: Eukaryota; Metazoa; Chordata; Actinopteri; Perciformes; Cyclopteridae
Gene: eif4g2a
Product: eukaryotic translation initiation factor 4, gamma 2a
Exons: 21
Cellular component (GO): eukaryotic translation initiation factor 4F complex
Molecular function (GO): mRNA binding; translation initiation factor activity; protein binding
Source: RefSeq, a predicted model, not a curated record
CGUUCCUUUUGUAAAGGUCGCUCUUUCCUUCCCUUUCCCGGAACAUUAUUCUUUUCAGAUAUACUUUGUCAAGCCGCCAAAGUGGAGAGUGUCGUUGCUUCAGGGGGUCCUUCUCGUUUCAGUGUAGGGGGAGGAGGUGGGGGUGCACCGCAGCACUAUCCCAAGACUGUCGGCAACAGCGAGUUCCUGGGGAAAGCCCCAGGUUCUAGCGUUCAGAGAUGGUUACCUUCUCGAAGCACUAGACGAGAUGCCAACUCCUCCCACGAGAAAGGGCAAAAUGAUGCACUCUUUAGGAAAGUGAGAGGCAUACUUAAUAAACUGACCCCAGAGAAGUUUGACAAACUAUGCCUGGAGCUCCUCAAUGUGGGUGUGGAGUCAAAACAUGUCUUAAAAGGAACCAUCUUGCUGAUUGUUGACAAAGCCCUCGAAGAGCCAAAGUAUAGUCAGUUAUACGCUCAACUAUGUCUACGCUUGGCAGAGGAUGCCCCAAACUUUGAAGACCCAACAGAAAAUCCAGUAACAAAUAAGCAGAAUACUACCUUCAGACGGCUUCUGAUUUCCAAGCUUCAAGAUGAAUUUGAGAACCGCACCAGAAAUGUUGAACUCUUUGACACCGAUGACAGUCCACUCACCUCCGAAGAGGAGGAGCAGCGUUCUAUUGCAAAGGCCAAGAUGCUGGGCAACAUUAAAUUCAUUUCGGAACUUGGCAAACUUAACCUUAUUCAUGAAUCUAUCCUUCAUAAGUGCAUCAAAACACUUUUGGAGAAGAAGAAGAGAGUCCAACUUAAGGAUGUGGGGGAAGAUUUGGAAUGCCUCUGUCAGAUAAUGAGAACAGUUGGACCUAAACUUGAUCAUGAAAGGGCUAGGUCCUUGAUGAAUCAGUACUUCAGCCGCAUGCAAUGCUUAACGAACAGCAAGGAACUGCCAGCUAGGAUUCGUUUCCUGCUGCAGAACACAGUGGAGCAGCGAGCAAACAACUGGGCCGCUCGCAAAGCGUAUAGUGACAAUGGACCAAAGACGAUCAACCAAGUUCGUCAGGAUGCAGUUAAGGAUUUAGGUGUUUUCAUUCCACCUUCGAACGAUGGCAUGAGGAACGAAUUCUUCAUGGAAAACUCCUCCUUUCUGCCAACAAGGAUAAAGUUUGACAGAGAAACUCUUGGUGGGCUGGCAGAUAUGUUUGGACAAAUGCCUGGAAGUGGCAUUGGUACAGGUCCAGGAGUGAUUCAGGACCACUAUUCCCCUACAAUGGGACGUCACCGCACAAACCCGCUCUACAAUGGCCACAUUGGAAACAGCAACGGUUCACACCCGCCUCAAUUUGAAGGUGGAAGCAAACCGUUUAUAAAACCAAACCAGGGGCAGGGUUCACCAGUUUUCAACCACAAACAGAAUCACGCUGUGCAGAUGCAGUCUAAGGAUAUGGCGCCACGAUUUGUCAAGAAGGGGAAGGUCAAUGCUGAUGAGAUCAGCCUAAGGCCGGCCCAGUCCUUCAUCUUAAGUAAAAAACAAAUCCCAAAGCUGCAGCCACAGAUGACUUUGAUUCCUUCAAGUGCCCACGGUUCCACACUUGGACAGUCUCCACAGCUUGGCCUGAAAAUCAAUCCCCCUCCAAUUCAGGAAAAACCUGCAAAGUCUACCAAAAAGGCUCCUCCUACAAAAGAAGAGUUGCGUAAAAUAACAGAGACAUUGGUGGCAGAUUACCUGAACAACAAGAACAUCGAUGAGGCGGUGAAUGCUGUGAGGGAGAUGAAGGCUCCAAAGCACUUUUUGUCUGAGAUGCUGAACAAGAUCGUGGUCUAUUCCCUUGAUCGUUCCGAUGAGGAUAAGGAGCAUGCAAGCAGCCUGGUCCUUGCGCUCUGCACAGAGGGUCUUGCCACCGGUGAAAAUCUAAUGCAGGCCUUUUUGAGUGUUCUGGACCAGUGUCCCAAGAUUGAGGAAGAAGUGCCGCUGGUGAAGUCCUACCUGGCACAGUUUGCGGCACGCGCGAUCAUCACUGACCUGGUCAGCAUUGCAGAUUUGGCCCAUCCUCUGGAGAAUGGCGCACAUUUCCCUCUAUUCUUGCUCUGCCUGCAGCAGAUGGUCAAACUGAAGGACCGUGACUGGCUAGCUGAAAUGUUCCAGCUGAGCAAAGUCAACAUGCAGAAGAUGCUACCUGAAAUUGACCAGAACAAGGACCGGAUGCUGGAGAUUCUGGAUGGCAAAGGUCUCAGCUUUUUGUUUCCACUGAUGAAGCUGGAGAAAGAGCUGCUGAAGCAGAUCAAAGUAGAUCCCUCUCCACAGUCAAUCUACAAGUGGAUCAAAGACAACAUCUCUCCUAAACUCCACACUGACAAAGGCUUUGUCAACAUCCUCAUGACCAGCUUCUUGCAGUACAUUGCUUAUGAGAUCAACCCUGACGACGAUGAAGAGCAGCUGUCAGCGCCCAGUAAGGAGCAGCAGGAUGAGGAAAAGCAGCAGCUGCUGGCUUUCAAGCCAGUGAUGCAGAAGUUCCUACACGAUCACAUUGAGCUGCAAGUCGGUGCGCUGUAUGCGCUGCAGGUUCACUGCAAUACUAAGGGUUUCCCCAAAGGUAUGUUACUGCGCUACUUUGUUAACUUUUAUGACAUGGAAAUAAUCGAAGAAGAAGCCUUCCUUUCUUGGAAAGAAGAUGUCACCCAAGAAUAUCCAGGGAAAGGAAAAGCAUUAUUUCAGGUGAACCAGUGGCUGACCUGGCUGGAGACUGCUGAAGAAGAGGAAUCUGAGGAUGAAGAUUACUGAGGAGCAGGCCAAAGCCAUGUGUUAUCAGGAUGCAAUGAAUACUUUUUUUACUUGUCUCAUAAGCCCUUCCCAGUCUCAACCCCAACACCUUCCCUCCCCUUGUUGAUGAAUAUUUUCCAACCACUGUUACAAUUCAUUCCUCUAUGAAAUGUUUCGCCAGAUCAAGCCAGCAUCACCAUUAUAUUCAUAGUAUUUAUGCUUUCCUUUCUUUUCCAUCUAAGUUGAUGUCCUGCAGUGGUGGUUUUAUACAUUGCAAUAUUGGGUUAUGUUUUCUUUAACAGUAGGCAGUAUUUUCUAGGAAACUGUACCAGCACCAACACCUGACCCAUUGUAUCACCGUUUCCAUCUGGUAGGAGUCACUAAGUGCUGCCAUAACUAUUUACUUAAAAACUGUUUACAAAAGAAGUCUCUAACAUACUGCAACGAGAUUUUUCUCAUUGCUUUAUCCGCAUUUGUUAAAUCAGUUUUUAGAUGACCCUUGCUCAACAUCAUGAGUCGUUGCAAUAGUAAGAUACAAUUUCCUUGUUUGUUGAUCCUGAAUUGCGGUUUUUGGCUGCCAUAAUUAUAAUGGUUUUAUGUGCUUGAAAGCAGACCAUUUAUUUCCUGAAAAUUCAUAAAGAUCUAGAUUUGGAUAAUGGGCUGUUUUGAUUUGCACAGUGUGAUUUCAGUUACCCACAUUUAGAUUAAUAAAUCAAGAGCUUUUUUUUAAAUGUACAAAUCGUUUGUGCUGUUGGGAAUGAAUCUGUGUGGCCUUUUAAUUUAUCAAUUCAUAUGGAUAUACCUCUUAUGUAUCUCGGACUAUACUUGAAUGUCUCGGGUUUUAUCAUUGAGACAGCCAAAGCUUAGUUUCUUGUGCCACAGUUGUUCACCACCAUGCGUGGAUAUUUUACGUCGGUUUGCCAUAUUUGUCGAGUUUUUAAAUGGUCUUUUUAAUCUUCAUGAAAUUACAAAGAAUGUACUGUAUGUGUACACCUUUUCCUUCUCUUGGGAUGUCACUGUAAUGUAAGUGCAAGAAGUUCAGUGUACAACUACAGCUCAACCUUGAAUAAAGUUUAACAGUUCA